AAAGUUAUUCUGAAUUGUUUAAACUUAACAAGGGAUUGUUUUGGAAGGUUCUAAAUUAAGUCACGCCUUUUAUGAAAUUAUUUUCUAUUCAGCCAUCAAAUGUGUUAUUUUGAACUUUGAAAAAAAUUAAGAGAUAAAUUUUACAGCCUAGUGCUUCUCAAAUAAAACGAGUUAACUCCAGCAAUCAGCUGUGUUGUUUUAAACUUCCAUCUUCAAAUGAGCUUCCAACAAGUUCUAACUUUCGUCUUUGUCAGCCAAAUUGGUUUGAUUCAAAGUUGGAAUUUAUUGUAUGAAGCUUCUGGAAGUAAUUUUUUCAACUACUUUUAUUUCGUAACUUACAAUGACCCAACGCACGGCUAUGUAAACUAUGUGGACUAUCAAACGGCGGUUUCAAACGGAUAUAUCAAUUCUUCUUGUAACGGUGACGUCUAUAUAGGAUGUGAUCACAAAAACGUAGCUUCAGGACGCGGCCGGGAUUCGAUCCGCAUCGAGUCGACACAAGAGUUCAGCUAUGGGCUUUUCGUAUUGUACUUGUCGCAUAUGCCAACAGGGUGUGGUACUUGGCCUGCCUUUUGGACAUAUGGACCCAAUUGGCCUUACGAGGGCGAAGUAGAUAUAAUCGAGGGGGUGAAUGAACAAACGUAUGAUCACACCACUCUCCACACGGGACCUGGAUGUGACUUCAACAGUGCACCGCCUCGAAAUUUUUCAGGAAACAUUGUCGGAUCGCAAGAUUGCAACUCACUAAUCAACGACAACUCUGGCUGCAGUAUCUCCAGCUCCAAUCCCAACUCCUAUGGCUACAAUUUAAACGCUGCGGGCGGAGGUCUCUACGCUCUACAAUGGACUUCCAGUGGAAUAUUUUCUUGGUUCUGGAACGAAGGUCGAAUCCCGAGUGACGCACUUGGAAACUCUCCAAACCCGAACAGUUGGGGAGAACCCUAUGCAAGUUUCCCCUUCGGAAGUUACUGCCCAGAGUCGAACUUUAAGAGCCAGAAGAUCACUUUUGAUCUGACGUUUUGCGGGGAUUGGGCUGGUUCCGUUUUCAGCUCCCAAUGUCCAGGAAAAGGGUCCUGUAACGACUAUGUCAAGUAUAACCCACAGGCGUUCCAAGAAGCAUACUGGAACAUUCAUUGGAUGAAAGUUUUCAAUUAGCCAAUUGAAAACUUGAAGUAUCAUUCCAAUUCAUCGAAACUUUCUGAAUAAUUAUUUGGAAUUUUUUUAAAUUGUACUUGAUUAUAGGCGAUAUAAUUGAUGUACUCAGAAAGCUACUAUUUUAA
Messenger RNA from Symsagittifera roscoffensis, 1280 nucleotides. RefSeq lists its product as uncharacterized. The record is from RefSeq and is a predicted model, not a curated record. The transcript is spliced from 2 exons. The coding region runs from base 217 to 1155 and encodes 312 amino acids. NCBI's taxonomy places the organism in Eukaryota, Metazoa, Xenacoelomorpha, Acoela, Convolutidae. Gene Ontology annotation, molecular function: hydrolase activity, hydrolyzing O-glycosyl compounds. Gene Ontology annotation, biological process: glucan catabolic process.